This is a messenger RNA of Protopolystoma xenopodis, 675 nucleotides long. NCBI's taxonomy places the organism in Eukaryota, Metazoa, Platyhelminthes, Monogenea, Polystomatidea, Polystomatidae. The record is from the annotation of a GenBank genome assembly.
AUGCUGGUUGCUGGUUGCUGGUUGCUGGUGGCUGGUUGCUGGUGGCUGGUGGCUGGUGGCUGGCCGUCUACUCGGCUCGUCUUCACCAUGCUCUAUUUGGCCUAUUGGCACAAGUCUCCUUCUCCCCAGUUCAUCUAUCCCCCUCGUGUGUCUGCUUGUGUGUCUACGAGAAUGCAAUCUGCUUCAUGCUCGUUUGACCAACUGGCAGAUUCGGAAAGUCGAAGAGACCAACAAAUUAGCUUCACUCUUAAGACAACAAGAUUGAUGCUGGCGACAUUCAGCUACGAGCAUCAUCAAGUUUCACCCUUUACUUGCUGGCGUAUGUUUGCUUACACUCAACUUGUCUUCGAUAUCGAAAUGCUCAUAUUACGCCUCGGUCAGUAUCGCAUGAAACACGAGACUGGACAGCAUGACACAACGCGAGGAGUGACAUUCUCCGGACGGUUGCUACGCUGUGGCCCAAACUGUAGGCAAAAUAGUGGCACAACAGCCAAGCCAAGACUCAACUUUACUUGUAACCUGGACAGGAAUUCUGAGUUGACUUCGGAUGGGGCCAAAGACAGGGUUCAGUCAACAUUCCGUAUAGGGUCUCGAUAUCUGCGCAAUCUUGGCCUCUCGAAUGCCUCAUCAUCAGACUCGGCACGACUUGGAAUCACGAAUUUCCAUUCAACCUGA